This is a messenger RNA of Megalops cyprinoides (Indo-Pacific tarpon), 1097 nucleotides long. RefSeq names its product mitoferrin-1-like. The record is from RefSeq and is a predicted model, not a curated record. Gene Ontology annotation, molecular function: ferrous iron transmembrane transporter activity. NCBI's taxonomy places the organism in Eukaryota, Metazoa, Chordata, Actinopteri, Elopiformes, Megalopidae. Gene Ontology annotation, biological process: iron import into the mitochondrion. Gene Ontology annotation, cellular component: mitochondrial membrane. The coding region runs from base 75 to 1046 and encodes 323 amino acids. The transcript has 4 exons.
UGUCACCGAACAGCUGCCGCCUCUGUCUCGCAUGGAGGUGCGCGAUCCAGCCGCUGGAAGCCGCAGCCUUGGGGAUGUCUGACAGCCGCGAAAGCGAUGGCGACCUGCCGGUGGAGGGUGACUACGAGAGUUUGCCCCCGACCGCGUCGUUCGCGACGCACAUGGCAGCCGGCGCCGUGGCCGGAAUCCUGGAGCACACGGUCAUGUACCCCGUGGACUCCGUCAAGACGCGCAUGCAGAGUCUGCAGCCGGACCCCAGGGCGCAGUACCGCAGUGUUUACGAGGCUCUGAGCCGGAUCAUCCGCACAGAGGGGCUCCUGCGGCCCCUCAGGGGCCUGAACGUCACCCUGCUGGGGGCCGGCCCCGCCCACGCCCUCUACUUCGCCUGCUACGAGAAGCUGAAGCACAGACUCAGCCAGCUGCUUCAGAGCCGGGGCAACAGCCACAUCGCUAAUGGGAUGGCAGGGGGCGUGGCCACCAUUUUGCAUGAUGCAGUGAUGAACCCAGCUGAAGUGGUGAAGCAGCGGAUGCAGGUGUAUAACUCGCCAUACCGAGGCCUGUGGGACUGCGUGCGGAGGGUGUGCCGUGCCGAGGGCUUGGUCGCCUUUUACCGCAGCUACGGCACACAGCUGGUGAUGAACGUGCCCUUCCAGGCCGUCCACUUCGUCACCUACGAACUGAUCCAGGAACAGCUGAACCCGGGCCGGCAAUACCGUCCGGACAGGCACGUGCUGGCGGGGGCGGCAGCGGGGGCGGUGUCAGCGGGCAUCACCACCCCACUGGACGUGUGCAAAACGCUGCUGAACACGCAGGAGGGUGUGGCCGGGCGGAGCCUGUCGGGCAUGGCCGACGCCGCCAGGGCCGUGUACCGCCUCGGGGGGGCGCCAGCGUUCUUCAGGGGCACGUGGCCCCGCAUCCUCUACCAGAUGCCCUCCACUGCCAUCGCCUGGGGCGUGUACGAGUUCUUCAAACACAACCUGAGCAAGGGGGGCAGGGCCAGGGCUUGGGAGAGGGUGGGGUCAGCACAGGGGAAUGGGUGGAGCUGACACGUGGAGGGGCGGGCCCAGGGCUGGGGAGGAGGUGGGGUCAGCACAGGG